Molecule: messenger RNA, 5305 nt
Organism: Hemicordylus capensis (graceful crag lizard)
Lineage: Eukaryota; Metazoa; Chordata; Lepidosauria; Squamata; Cordylidae
Product: zinc finger protein 850-like
Exons: 12
Coding region: 272-5305 (1677 amino acids)
Biological process (GO): regulation of transcription by RNA polymerase II
Molecular function (GO): RNA polymerase II cis-regulatory region sequence-specific DNA binding; DNA-binding transcription factor activity, RNA polymerase II-specific
Source: RefSeq, a predicted model, not a curated record
AUCGCGGGAGGAGGCGGGAUCUGCUGCUGCAGAGCAAACGCCGCUUUUGAUGCUUCUUCCUGGUGCAUUUCCUCUGUGUCGCUCCGGGAAAGCCCCUUCUCCUCCCUGAACUUGGAGAAGGAAGGAGCUGAAGUUCCCGCGCGGGACGCUGCUCUUCUCAGGCCUCGGAGGAAUCUGGGAGAAGAUCCCCAAGGUGGAAUUUCCAAGGUGGUCACAGACCUCCAUCCCUUGGAAGGGAGUCUGUCAGAGGCUGCUUUAGAGCAGAUUAAAGAUGGAAAAGGGAGACAUGGCUGGCAAUGAAGCAGGAAAAGGCCCUGAGGCCAUCCAGGCUGGGAUGACUGGGGAAUUCUGGGAAAGGACUGAUCAGCAGAUCCAGGAAGAGGACACCAGCAGCUCAGAUUCACAGUGCCAGCACUUCAGGCAGUUUGGCUACCAGGAGUCUGAGGGGCCUCGAGAGGUUUGCAGCCAACUCCACCACCUUUGCCAUCAGUGGUUGAAGCCAGAGACACACACGAAAGCUCAGAUGCUGGACCUGGUGAUUCUGGAGCAGUUCCUGACUGUCCUUCCCCUAGAUAUGGAGAUCUGGGUCAGAGAAUGUGGAGCGGAGACCAGUUCCCAGGCAGUGGCCCUGGCAGAAGGUUUCCUCUUGAGCCAGGCAGAGGGGAAGCAGCAGGAAGAUCUGCAGAAGCAAGGACUGUUGUCCGAAGUAGUCUCCGGUUUCCACGAGACAGAGAAGGCUCCACCGGACGCUGGGCAGAGGCUGUUGUCCAAGGGGAUCUCACAGGAGGGGGGCUUACUGGGUGCUGGCAUGACUCUGCCUCUGCAUUCUCAGCCAUCUCUUCCUUCAGGUGGAGUGGAAGGCGCUUCAGGAUGGCCAGACCAGGCUCGGGUGACCUUUGAGGACGUGGCUGUGCAUUUCACAGAGGAGGAGUGGGCUCUGCUGGAUUGUGGCGAAAAGACUCUGCACAGGGAAGUCAUGGAAGAGAAUGCCUGGAAUGUGGCCUCUCUGGGUGACAGUUGGGGGAGGAAGAAGGAGGAAAAACCUAGCAGAGGAUAUUGGGGAGGUGCCAGAUGGAAAAAGAAGGAAGAAGAGAGAAAGGGAACUGAAGCAAAAUGGGAGGACAAGAUUGGACCAUCUGCUUCUCAGCACAGCGAUGUCCAUAAAAAUGGAAUGCAAAAAACCGUGCAGAAAGAAAGAGAGAGAAGCUUCCAGCCCCCGAGUAGUAAAAGCUUCAGUUCUGAACCAGGCUUUAAAUGUCAGGAGGAAAUGCACACGGAAAAAAGAUCAUAUCAAUGCUUGGUGUGUAGAAAGAGCUUCAGGGACAAUGGAAAGCUUACUGUGCAUCAUAGAACCCACACAGGAGAGAAACCAUAUAAAUGCUUGGAGUGUGGAAAGAGCUUCAGGCAGAAGGGAAUGCUUACUAGGCAUCAAAUAAUGCACACAGAAGAGAAAGCAUAUACAUGCUUGGAGUGUGGAAAGAGCUUCAGCAGUAAGGGAAAUCUUAAUAUGCAUCAAAGUAUCCACACAGGAGAGAACCCAUAUAAAUGCUUGGAGUGUGGAAAGAACUUCAGGCAGAAGGGAAUGCUUACUAGGCAUCAAACAAUCCACACAGGAGAGAAACCAUAUACAUGCCUGGAGUGUGGAAAGAGCUUCAGGCAGAAGGCAAGACUUAUUGUGCAUCAAAGAAGCCACACAGGAGAGAAACCAUAUAAAUGCUUGGAGUGUGGAAAGAGCUUCAGCGAGAAUGGAAUGCUUACUAGGCAUCAAAGGAUCCACACAGGAGAGAAACCAUAUAAAUGCUUGGAGUGUGGAAAGAGCUUCAGGCAGAAGGGAAGUCUUACUGUGCAUCAAAGAAAACACACAGGAGAGAAACCAUAUAAAUGCUUGGACUGUGGAAAGAGCUUCAGCGAUAAUGGAAAGCUUAUUGUGCAUCUAAGAACUCACACAAGCGAGAACCCAUAUAAAUGUUUGGAGUGUGGAAAGAGCUUCAGCACAAAUGGAGCACUUAAUAGACAUAAAAGAAUCCACACAGGAGAGAAACCAUAUACAUGUUUGCAGUGUGGAAACAGCUUCAGGUGGAAGGAAAAACUUAUUAGUCAUCAAAGAAUCCAUACAGGAGAGAAACCAUAUAAAUGCUUGGAGUGUGGAAAGAGUUUCAGGUGGAAGGACAUACUUAUUAAUCAUCAAAGAAUUCACACAGGAGAGAACCCAUAUAAAUGUUUGAAGUGUGGAAAGAGCUUCAGCACAAAUGCAAAGCUCACUAUGCAUCAUAGAACCCAGACUGGAGAGAAACCAUAUACAUGCUUGGAGUGUGGAAAGAGCUUCAGGCAGAAGGGAAAUCUUAUUCUGCAUCAAAGAAGCCACACAGGAGAAAAACCAUAUAAAUGUUUGGAGUGUGGAAAGAGCUUCAGCUGCAAGGGUAAUCUUAUUGUGCAUCAAAGAAUCCACACAGGAGAGAAACCAUAUAAAUGCUUGGAGUGUGGAAAGAGCUUCAGGGAGAAAGGAAUGCUUACUAGUCAUCAAAGAAGCCACACAGGAGAGAAACCAUAUAAAUGCUUGGAUUGUGGAAAAAACUUCAGUGAGAAUGGAAUGCUUACUAGGCAUCAAAGAACCCAUACAGGAGAGAAACCAUAUAAAUGCUUAGAAUGUGGAAAAAACUUCAGCCAGAAUGGAAUGCUUACUAGGCAUCAAAGAACUCACACAGGAGAGAAACCAUAUAAAUGCUUGGAGUGUGGAAAGAGCUUUGGGUGGAAGCAAAAUCUUAUUGUGCACCAAAGAAGCCAUGCAGAAGAUAAACCAUAUAACUGCUUGGAGUAUGUCACAGUUCUCGAGGGCCACUUGGCCGUAUGGAAGACAUGGCUGGCUAUAAAGCAGGAAAAGGCCCUGAGGCCAUCCAGGCUGGGAGCACUGGAGAAUUCUGGGAAAGGACGGGGCAGAAGAUCCAGGAAGAGGACACCAGCAGCUCAGAUGCACAGUGCCAGCGCUUCAGGCAGUUCUGCAACCAGGAGACUGAGGGGCCCCCGAGAGGUUUGCAGCCACCUCCACCACCUUUGCCGUCAGUGGCUGAAGCCAGAGAGACACACGAAAGCUCAGAUGCUGGACCUGGUGAUCCUGGAGCAGUUCCUGACUGUCCUGCCCCCGGAGAUGGAGAGCUGGGUGAGAGAAUGUGGAGCAGAGACCAGUUCCCAGGCGGUGUCCCUGGCAGAAGGUUUCCUCUUGAGCCAGGGUGAAGACAGGAAGCAGGAAGAUCUGCAGACGCAAGGACUGUUGUCGGAAGCUGUCCCCAGUUUCCACGAGGCAGAGAAGGCUCCACUGGACGCUGGGCAGAGGCUGUUGUCCAAGGGGAUCUCACAGGAGGGGAGCAGAAGUGCCACCUUGCUGGGAGCUGGCAUGACUCUACCUCUGCAUUCUCAGCCACCUCUUCCUUCGGGUGGAGUGGAAGGCACUUCAGGACGACCAGACCAGGGCCAGGUGACCUUUGAGGACGUGGCUGUGAAUUUCACAGAGGAGGAAUGGGCUCUGCUGGAUUGCGGCCAAAAGACUCUGCACAGGGAAGUCAUGGAAGAGAAUGGCUGGAAUGUGGCCUCUCUGAGUGACUGUUGGGGGAAGAAGAAGGAGGAAAAACCUAGCAGAGGAUAUUGGGGAGGUGCCAGAUGGAAAAUGAGGAAAGAAGAGAGAAAGGGAACUGAAGCAAAAUGGGAGGACAAGAUUGGAGCAUCUGCUUCUCAGGAUGGCGAUGUCCAUAAAAAUGGAAUGCAAAAAACAAUGCAGAAAGAAAGAGAAAGAAGCCUGCAGCCCCCGAGUAGUAAAAGCUUCAGUUCUAAACCGGACCUUAAACGUCAGGGGAAAUUGCACACGGAAAAGAGAUCAUAUAAAUGCUUGGUGUGUGGAAAAAGCUUCAGCGAUAAGGGAAUGCUUACUAGGCAUCAAAUAACCCACACAGGAGAUAAACCAUAUAAAUGCUUGGAGUGUGGAAAGAGCUUCAGGCAGAAGGAAAUGCUUACUAUGCAUCAAAUAACCCACACAGGAGAGGAACCAUAUACAUGCCUGGAGUGUGGAAAGAGCUUCAGCGAUAAGGGAGUGCUUACUAGACAUAAAAGAACGCAUACAGAAGAGAAACCAUAUAAAUGCUUGGAGUGUGGAAAGAGCUUCAGCAAGAAUGGAACACUUAAUGUGCACCAAAGAACGCACACAGGAGAGAAACCAUAUAAAUGCUUGGAGUGUGGAAAGAGCUUCAGCUGGAAUGGAAGUCUUACUAGACAUAAAAGAACGCACACAGGAGAGAAACCAUAUAAAUGCUUGGAGUGUGGAAAGAGCUUCAGGCAGAAGGAAAAUCUUACUGAGCACCAAAGAAAGCACACAGGAGAGAAACCAUAUAAAAGCUUGGAGUGUGGAAAGAGCUUCAGUGAGAAUGGAAAGCUUUGUGUGCAUCCAAGAGCCCACACAGGAGAGAAACCAUAUAAAUGCUUGGAGUGUGGAAAGACCUUCAGCCAAAAGGGAGUGCUUAAAAGGCAUCAAAGAACGCACACAGGAGAGAAACCAUAUAAAUGCUUGGAGUGUGGAAAGAGCUUCAGGGAGAAGGGAAAUCUUACUAGACAUAAAAGAACGCACACAGGAGAGAAACCAUAUAAAUGCUUGGAGUGUGGAAAGAGCUUCAGGCAGAAGGAAAAUCUUACUGAGCACCAAAGAAAGCACACAGGAGAGAAACCAUAUAAAAGCUUGGAGUGUGGAAAGAGCUUCAGUGAGAAUGGAAAGCUUUGUGUGCAUCCAAGAGCCCACACAGGAGAGAAACCAUAUAAAUGCUUGGAGUGUGGAAAGACCUUCAGCCAAAAGGGAGUGCUUAAAAGGCAUCAAAGAACGCACACAGGAGAGAAACCAUAUAAAUGCUUGGAGUGUGGAAAGAGCUUCAGGGAGAAGGGAAAUCUUACUAGACAUAAAAGAACGCACACAGGAGAGAAACCAUAUAAAUGCUUGGAGUGUGGAAAGAGCUUCAGGCAGAAGGAAAAUCUUACUGAGCACCAAAGAAAGCACACAGGAGAGAAACCAUAUAAAAGCUUGGAGUGUGGAAAGAGCUUCAGUGAGAAUGGAAAGCUUUGUGUGCAUCCAAGAGCCCACACAGGAGAGAAACCAUAUAAAUGCUUGGAGUGUGGAAAGAGCUUCAGGAGGAAGGUAAAUCUUAUUGUACAUCAAAGAAACCACACAGGAAAGAAAGCAUAUACAUGCUUGGAGUGUGGAAAUAUCUUCAGGCAGAAGGUAAUGCUUACUUGGCAUCAAAGGACCCCGCACAGGAGAGAAACCAUAUAA